UGUGCACCUCAGGCAGUCAGUCAGUCAGGCAGUCAGUGCGCUUUGCCGCGGGAGGGAGCGAGUCACAGGAGCAGCUGCGAGCAGCCGGGGACCAGGGACCAGGGACAGGACCAGGGACAGGACCAGGAGAUAACCCUUUCACCUGCUAGUUAUUCGAACCCAUGAUUUGGCAGAUCUGACAAUGUGUGGAAUAUGGGCCCUUUUUGGCAGCGACGAAUGCCUCUCUAUCCAGUGCACCAAUGCCAUGAAAAUAUCUCACAGAGGCCCUGAUGCUUUCCGCUUUGAAAAUGUGAAUGACUUCACCAACUGCUGUUUCGGGUUUCACCGCCUCGCCAUCGUUGAUCCAUUGUAUGGAAUGCAACCUCUAAGAAUAACCAAAUACCCACACCUCUGGCUGUGCUACAAUGGAGAGAUUUACAAUUUCAGACAGCUUGAAAAGCAUUUUGAAUUUGAUUAUCAAACCCAAGUUGAUGGUGAAAUUAUUCUUCACCUCUAUGCAACAAAAGGAAUAGAGAUGACUGCUAAGCUGUUGGAUGGUGUGUUUGCUUUCAUCAUUCUGGACACUGCAAACCGUAAAAUAUUUCUUGGAAGAGAUACAUAUGGAGUACGGCCAAUGUUUAAAAUGAUGACAGAUAAUGGAUUCCUUGCUGUUUGUUCCGAAGCAAAAGGUCUUCUUGAACUGAAACAUUCAAUGAUUUCCACUCCGACUAUCGUGCCUUUUCCCCCUGGCCACUAUGAAUCAUUUGACUUGAAGAUUAAUGGGAAGGUAACCGAACUGGAACUAGUGAAAUUUCACAGCUGUACAGAGAUUCCAGCACAUGUUCCAUAUGAUACACUGGAAAAGCUGACUGAAGACUUCAAACCAGAGACUCUCAAAGAGAUGGAGACUAUCAAAAAGAACAUUCGAUCACUCCUGGAAAAUGCAGUAAGAAAGCGUCUGAUGUCCAACAGAAGAAUCGGUUGCCUUUUGUCAGGUGGUUUGGAUUCCAGCCUCAUUGCUGCCCUCCUUCUGAAACUGAAGAGAGAGAAAGAUGACAUGAUGUACCCAAUCCAGACAUUUUCAAUAGGAAUGGAAGACAGCCCUGAUGUAAUUGCUGCUCGCCAGGUUGCAAAGUACAUUGGCAGUGAUCAUCAUGAAGUUGUUUUCAGUGCAGAAGAAGGAAUUCAGGCAAUAGACAAUGUUAUUUUUUCCCUGGAGAGCUAUGACAUCACUACAAUCCGUGCCUCUGUUGGAAUGUACUUGGUUUCAAAGUACAUAAAAGAGAAAACUGACAGUACUGUCAUCUUCUCUGGGGAAGGUUCUGAUGAACUCGCACAGGGAUACAUAUAUUUUCACAAGGCUCCAUCUCCUGAUGAAGGUGCAGCAGAAAGUGAAAGACUUUUGAGGGACCUGUAUCUCUAUGAUGUCCUACGUUCUGACCGAACAACAGCAGCUCACGGAUUGGAAAUCAGAGUUCCAUUUUUGGAUCAUCGUUUUACUUCCUACUACCUAUCAAUUCGGCCAGAGCUCAGAGUACCAAAGAAAGGAAUAGAAAAAUAUCUUUUGAGAAAGUCAUUUGAUGGGCUGAACCUGCUGCCAAAAGAAAUCCUUUGGAGACCGAAAGAGGCUUUUAGUGAUGGAGUUUCUUCUAUUAAGAAGUCAUGGUUCAGUAUAUUGCAGGAGCACAUUGAUUCCCAGGUCGAUGACAGUCAACUUGAUAAAGCAGCAAAGAAGUUUCCUUUCAAUACACCAACUACCAAAGAGAGUUAUUACUAUCGUCAAAUCUUUGAAAAACAUUUCCCUGGACGAGCUAACUGGAUUCCAUACUACUGGAUGCCCAAAUGGACAAAGGCCACUGAUCCCUCAGCACGCACACUGCAACACUACAAGUCUGACAGGGAAAAGAAGUAAAAUUUCCAAUGAAAAUAAUACUUAAUUUUACAGCUACUAGCUAUAGAUGAUACAAAAUUAACAAAAUAUUGUUUGGUAUCUUUAAUAAGGAAUAUUAGAACUUUAUUCCUCCAAUUAAAUAUGAUUAAGAAAA
This is a messenger RNA of Callorhinchus milii (elephant shark), 2024 nucleotides long. RefSeq names its product asparagine synthetase (gene asns). The transcript is spliced from 12 exons. Lineage: Eukaryota; Metazoa; Chordata; Chondrichthyes; Chimaeriformes; Callorhinchidae. Gene Ontology annotation, molecular function: asparagine synthase (glutamine-hydrolyzing) activity. The record is from RefSeq and is a predicted model, not a curated record. The coding region runs from base 182 to 1891 and encodes 569 amino acids. Gene Ontology annotation, cellular component: cytosol.